Miscanthus lutarioriparius is the source of this 1113-nucleotide messenger RNA. The record is from the annotation of a GenBank genome assembly. NCBI's taxonomy places the organism in Eukaryota, Viridiplantae, Streptophyta, Magnoliopsida, Poales, Poaceae.
AUGGACACCAGCCGCGACAGGGGCCUCACCACCGGCGACGAACUCAUGCAGGCGCAGGCCGAGCUCUGGAACCACGUCUUUGCGUACACCAGAUCCAUGGCCCUCCGAUGCGCCGUCGAGCUGGGCAUCCCCGACGCCGUCAGCCGCCUCGGUGGCGCCGCAUCGGUCCCGGAGCUUGUCGCGGCGCUCUCCCUGCCGCUGCCCAGGGCGCCGUAUCUGCGCCGCCUCAUGCGGCUGCUUGCACACGCCGGGUUCUUUGUCUUCGACGCCGACGCCGCCAGCUAUGGGCUGACCCCGCUCUCGCGCCUCCUAGUCUCCACGGCCACGCUCGGCGGCGGUGGCGGUGGGCAGGGCCUCUCGCCGUUCGCGCUGGCCAUGCUGCACCCCGUCAUCGUGUCGCCGUCCAUGUCCCUGGCGUCCUGGUUCCGCGCCGCGGACGCCGUCAACGCCGCGGCGCGCGUCCCGUUCGAGUCCGCGCACGGGCGCGACCUCUGGGCGGUGACGAAGGACGACCGGGAGUUCGGAGCGGCGUUCCACGACGCCAUGGCGUGCGACGGCCGGUUCGUGAUGGACGUGCUCGUGCGCGACCACAGCGACGUGUUCCGGGGCCUCGCUUCGCUGGUCGACGUGGGCGGCGGGUCAGGCGGCGCCGCCAGGGCCAUCGCCACCGCGUUCCCGCACAUCAGGUGCAGCGUCCUGGAGCUGCCGCACGUGGUUGCCGCCGUCCCGACAGGCGAACUCGGCGGCGUGGAGUUCGUCGCCGGGGACAUGUUCGAGCAUGUCCCCAAGGCCGACGCCGUCCUCCUCAAGUGGAUCCUGCAUGGAUGGGACGACGAGAACUGCGUGCGUUUACUGCGGCGGUGCAGGGAGGCGAUCCCUUCGAGGGAGGACGGCGGCAGGGUGAUCGUGAUGGACCUGGUUGUUGGAUCGAGCCCGGCUGACGAGAAGGCCACCGAGACGCAGCUGCUGUGGGACGUGAUGAUGAUGGGGGUGGUCGGGAGCCCCGAGCGGGACGAACGUGAGUGGCGCAAGAUCUUCCAGGAUGCAGGCUUCAGCGGCCACAAAAUCGUUGCCCUCCUCGGGAUCCGGUCUGUGAUCGAGGUCUACCCUUGA